Molecule: messenger RNA, 1116 nt
Organism: Penicillium argentinense
Lineage: Eukaryota; Fungi; Ascomycota; Eurotiomycetes; Eurotiales; Aspergillaceae
Exons: 1
Coding region: 1-1116 (371 amino acids)
Biological process (GO): nucleoside metabolic process
Molecular function (GO): catalytic activity
Source: RefSeq, a predicted model, not a curated record
AUGUCUAAUCCGGACGACUACACCGUCGGCUGGAUCUGCGCCGUCAAACCCGAAUAUGUUGCUGCACAAGAAUUCCUCGACGAAGAGCAUGAUCCCCCCGAAGGUCUACAGCUUGACAAUAACCACUACACAUUGGGUAAAAUGGGCAAGCAUAACGUAGUUAUCACCAUUCUACCCAAGGGUGAAUAUGGCACCGCCGCGGCCGCUAUGGUGGCAGAAGGAAUGCGGCGCAGCUUUCCGAACAUUCGCGUCGGCCUGAUGGUCGGUAUCGCUGGCGGCGCACCGAGCAAGAAACACGACAUUCGCCUCGGAGAUAUUGUCGUUAGCAUUCCUGAAAAUGGGUCUGCUGGUGUCUUUCAAUACGACUUUGGAAAAACCAUCCAAAACAAAAGCUUCCAGAACACGCGGUUUCUCAACCAGCCACCUACCUCGCUACGUGAGGCAGUCAACGGCCUCGACACACAAUAUACGCGCAAGGGGCACAAAAUCAACGAAGAUAUCGACAGUAUCCUUAAAAAGGCGCCGCGACUACGGAAAGGCUACCAACGCCCAGAUUUGGAAAGUGAUCAGCUAUAUCAAAGUCAGAUUGCCCAUCGCGAUGAAAAUGAGGGUCUCCCUUGCGCUAUGAAAUGUGGCGACGAUCCAUCCUGUUUAGUUUCAAGGCCUCCACGUACUGAGGAUGAAGAUAACCCUGCUAUUCACUAUGGCCUGAUUGCAUCGGCAAACCAAGUGAUGAAAGAUGCCUUGAUUCGAGACAGAUUAGUCGCGGAAAAGGACGUUCUGUGCUUUGAAAUGGAAGCAGCUGGAAUGAUGAAUCACUUUCCAUGCCUUGUUAUUCGAGGAAUCUGCGACUAUUCAGACUCACAUAAAAACAAGGGAUGGCAAGGGUAUGCUGCAAUGACCGCCGCCGCGUACGCCAAAGAUCUCUUGCGUCACAUCCGCCCCGAGAAGGUAAACCAAGAGGCAACUAUUGGCAGUGUCUCAGGGGAGUCUGUUAGCAGUGCUUCGGCGGAGCCUUACCCCACAAAGCCAUCAGCUAUCACAUUUGGAGACCAAAACUAUGGUAGUCAGGUUGGUGUGAAUAAUGCGCCUAUGAACAUGACCUUUGGGAGAUAA